Xyrauchen texanus (razorback sucker) is the source of this 1838-nucleotide messenger RNA. Its product is annotated as recombining binding protein suppressor of hairless-like protein. The coding region runs from base 105 to 1640 and encodes 511 amino acids. Gene Ontology annotation, cellular component: nucleus. Gene Ontology annotation, biological process: regulation of transcription by RNA polymerase II. The record is from RefSeq and is a predicted model, not a curated record. Lineage: Eukaryota; Metazoa; Chordata; Actinopteri; Cypriniformes; Catostomidae. The transcript is spliced from 12 exons. Gene Ontology annotation, molecular function: RNA polymerase II cis-regulatory region sequence-specific DNA binding; DNA-binding transcription activator activity, RNA polymerase II-specific.
GAGACAAGAAGAUAAAACGAGGUGGAAUGAGCUCUAGAGGACUGUGUGGUACUGUAAAGGACUUUUUGAAGAUUUCAAAGCAGCUGGUGUACAUUUGAGAAAAAAUGCAGGAGCAAAUGAAAGAAGACAGAGAAACAGGGUUGCCCAUUGUGGACUCAGACGCGUCUCACCUGUACACACCAGACACGAGCUUCACUCACCUCACAACAGUCACGCGCUUACCGGGAUGGGACAGGGAGGAACAAAAUUGCUCUCUGUUGCCAAGAGUAACCAGAGAUUCCUUGAGGCCUGACCAGUCAGUGAUCAUCUUGCAUGCCAAAGUUGCUCAGAAGUCCUACGGCAAUGAAAAAAGGUUUUUCUGUCCGCCUCCUUGUGUGUAUCUCAGUGGGCAUGGAUGGAAACUCAGACAGGAGCAACUUAAAGCAUCAGGUGUUGGUGAGUCCAGUUGUCGUCUGUUUGGGUACAUGGGUCUGGACAGCUCCACUGAUCCGCAGACAGACAGUUUCAAGCUGAGCUUUGAGGAGCAAACAGACAAGAAGAUGUUUGCUUGCGCUAAGACCUUGUACAUCUCAGAUACGGACAAACGAAAGCAUUUCCGGCUGCUGCUCCACCUGUUUCACAGCGGUGGACAAGAAAUUGGCACGUUUCAAAGCAGACUCAUUAAAGUCAUCUCUAAACCAUCACAGAAGAGGCAGUCCAUGAAAAAUGCUGACUUGUGUAUUUCCUCUGGCUCAAAAGUGUCAUUGUUUAACCGCUUACGGUCACAGACGGUCAGUACGCGUUACCUGUCGGUGGAAGAUGGCGCAUUUGUUGCCAGCGCAAGACAAUGGACAUCCUUCACUGUCACUUUAGUGGAGGAGAUGCAGGCUGAUCUCAGUGAAUACACUGUGCGUGACAGCUACCUUUGUUACGGCUGUGUGGUUCAGCUGGUAUGCACUGAUACAGGAGUUGCAUUGCCACCAAUGGUAAUACGUAAAGUGAAUAAGCAGCAUGCAUGUCUUGACGUGGAUGAGCCCGUUUCUCAACUUCAUAAAUGUGCGUUCCAGCUCAAAGACAGCAACCACAUGUACCUCUGCCUCUCCAGUGAAAAAAUCAUACAGUACCAGGCAUCUCCAUGCCCUAAAGAGGGUGAUAAAGUUUUGUUGAAUGAUGGCUCAUGCUGGACUAUCAUUGGAACAGAGGUGGUGGAGUACACCUUUAGUGAGACUCUGACCUGUCAGCCAACCAUCAUCAGCCCUGCACCUGUUAUCAAUGGACUAGAGCUGAACGGCGGAGGACAUGUGGCCAUGUUGGAGCUUCAUGGAGAGAACUUCAGCCCUCAUUUGAAGGUCUGGUUUGGCAACAUGGAAGCUGAGACCAUGUUCAGGUCGCCCAGGUCUCUGCUGUGCGUCGUCCCUGAUGUGUCUAUAUUGAGUGGCGAGUGGAAAUGGAUGAGACAACCAAUCACAGUGCCCCUAUCCUUGAUCAGAUUGGACGGCCUUAUCUACAGGAGCUCUUUUUCAUUCACUUUCACACCAGAGCACAGAGUCCCCUCUCAAUCAAACGGUACUGCAGAAAGAGCCGCAGACUCCGACUCACUCAUAGACACGAUACACCAGGAGUUCACACGGAUGAACUUUCAUCUAUUUAUGCAGAGCUGAGAGGUAAAAUAUUAAUUCCAGAUUAUGUACAGUUACAUUAACAACCAAAACUUGAUGGAACGUUUGAUGAACAGGAAUGCCCAAAAUGAGUGUGGAAAGAGCCGGUUCCAACCUGGUAUCAUAGGUAUCACGUUACUUUACCUACAUUUUAGCUAAAUAAUUUUUAAGUGGGUCAUUGUACUUACGUAUUGCGUCAUU